Messenger RNA from Linum trigynum, 3424 nucleotides. The record is from the annotation of a GenBank genome assembly. NCBI's taxonomy places the organism in Eukaryota, Viridiplantae, Streptophyta, Magnoliopsida, Malpighiales, Linaceae.
GUGUCAACCAUCACAUCAUCCUGCAGGGUUAGUGCGCAUCCACCAAGUACAAAAGUGUCAAGCAUCAUGUCAUGCUGAGGGGGUUAGUGUGUUAGUGAGCAUUCAUCAACCCCCUCGUUCUCGACCCCCAUGCCCCCAAGCACCUAAGUGUCAAGCAUGACACCAUCCAAGGAACGUAUAGUCGGGUAUCAAGCACGAUACUUACCAAAAAGACCAUCUAGACUCCGUGGAUAUCCUCAAGGCAUUGAGCAUCGAGGUACUCGAGAUCGAUGUGUCAAGUUGGCGACCUACUCAUCAUGACGACAACCCCCCCCCCCCCUCCUAAGCGUGUUACCCUCACAUGUCCAGCAUGACAGACUAUCUAGGUGUUAAACACGAGGCGCCCAUUUAAGUAGUCAUCACGUCACAUUCCAUCAAGCCUCCAAACACACAAGUCUAUCUAGUAAGGUAUCAGAACAAGCAGUCAAGCAAGAUACCUCCUUGACAAAGACUACCCAUCAAGCACGUUAUGAAGUCUUCAAGCCGUCAAAGUAUCAAGUGACUAACACAGAAGGAUGAUGAGUUAGAGAAUCAAGCAAGCUACAUCAAGUACUAUGACUGUUGGAGGAGUAUUACCGAGGAGGUUACACCAAAUGGCUAUCAAUAGGAGAAACGAAGACUAGAAAAUGGUUUAGAAAACCACAACUCCUACACAGGUCAAGUUUAUAUUUUUCCAUGCAAAGUACCCAUAUGCAGUUUCCAGAUCUCUCACUGAACCUCCAUACGAGUACAUAAUAAUUUAACAUAGCUUGUUCCUAAAAAAAAAAAACUCUAUCAAAUACAUCAAACACUGUCGUUCGAACAUUGUUUAGAGAGAUGUAAACUAUGUAAUUAAUCAAUAUCCAAAGAAUUCAAGGUACAAUCUAUUAUUAUCAAACAUAAGUCCCUCGUCGAAAUGCACAUGCUUUAUGUUUCAAAUUGUAAACUCAUUAAUUUCCAUAUCCACUAUUUUUUAGUUUGGUUCUUAAUCAUGCUAAUCAUUUAUGGACCUGAUAUAAAAACAACAUAAUAAAAGUUCUCAACAAAACAUUAGAAAUCAAAAUAAAGAAAAAUAUCACCAAGGCAGAGAGCUUUAUUUGUUGCAUAUUUCGCACUUUCAAUAUCUAAUCCUAAUUGGCGGCUGCGGUAAAUCCUUUCUUUUGGAUGGUUUUCUCCCGUCCUUGUUCAAAAUCGAGCAAAAGUAAAGACAAAUUUUGGAGGGAGGGAGAAAGAGGGUAAAGAGAAAGGAGGGAGGGGAGAGGGGGUAAACAGAGGGAUAAAAAAUUUGGGUUUCUUAACCUAUGUACAUUGCAUACUAUAUCUAUUCUCUGUUGAUUCAACUUAUUCUUUCUUCUUCUUAUUUUUACCAUCCCUUGUUCUUUUCUUGGUUGGACGUUCUUUCUUUCAAUCGGGCAAUCUCUCUUGUUUUAUUUAUUUUUGUACAUAAUUCAUUUUGCAUUAUAGAUGUUAGCACAAUGUCGGGAUCUGAUCAAAGUUCAAGCAACUCACCUUAUUACAUGACUCGACGGCGGGUUGGGGAUUUUUUAGAAUCCCAGGACCAUAAUGGCAUCAUCGGCGGAGGGUCAGGUGCGUCUGGUGGAGGAGAGAAAAGAAUGAUGAAUAAUAAAUUGACGGAGCUGCUGAAGCGACGUAUGGGGAGAAAGGGCACGUUUGGGGUAUUGUUACUAAUGGCAUUCUUAACAAUGUUGGCGAAAUUCCCCCUCUUGCACACCCUCCAAAACAUGGAAUCAGGUUAUGGAUUCAUCAUGGCGGGUAGCCAACGACUUGAGAUUGGUCUCACGAACGAGACUUCUACAACAGGUAGUGUCGAGAAGUUAUUGAAGACGCCGCAGAAGUUCUUGAUUUCAGACAUAUGGGAGAAACCUAACGGUGAAAACCUCUACAAAUGCAUUAACCGGUCAAAAAAUGACGAGAGGAAUACAGCUACGACCACCAAUGGGUACCUUGAAGUUCACGCUAAUGGUGGAUUGAACCAAAUGAAAGCUGGGAUCAGUGAUAUGGUAGCCAUAGCCAAACUAAUGAAUGCCACUUUGGUUCUUCCUUCUCUCGACCACUCUUCUUACUGGACGGAUCCAAGUGGUUUUAAAGACAUUUUCGAUGUCGGCCACUUCGUUGAGGUCUUGAAAGACGAUAUCGAGAUUGUGGAGUCAGUUCCUCGAGAACUCGAUGGGGUAACGCCAUUGGAGAAACCGCCAGUUUCGUGGUCCAAGCCUGCGUAUUACAGAAACCAUAUGGCUAGCCUGCUGAGAAAGCAUAAGGUGAUCAGGUUCACUCAUUCUGAUUCUCGACUCGCCAACAAUGGCCUUUCUGCCUCCAUUCAAAGACUACGUUGUCGCUCCAUGUACGAGGCCCUCAAAUUCAGGGAAGGAAUUGCAGAUCUCGGGAGGAAGCUGGUUGAUAGGAUCCGGGGUAAACAACAACAACGUUUCAUAGCUCUUCACUUGAGAUAUGAAAAGGACAUGUUAGCUUUCACUGGAUGCAGUCACAACCUUACAAAAGCAGAGGACGAGGAUCUAUUAGCCAUGAGAUUAAGCACAACCCACUGGAAGCACAAACACAUCAACGGCACAGCAAAAAGGCUAGAAGGGAAUUGCCCCAUGACACCCAGAGAGGUGGCCGUUUUCCUUGAAGCCUUAGGGUAUCCUUCUGAUACACAGAUUUACAUAGUUGCAGGGAAGAUCUACGGCCAGAACGGACUUGAUGCACUCAAGGAGAAGUAUCCGAAUGUGCACACUCAUUUCAGUCUAGCAACAGAAGAGGAGAUGGAGAGCUUUAGGAAUAGACAGAAUCAGCUGGCCGCCAUUGACUACAUCGUUGCCAUCGAGAGCGAUGUUUUUCUGUAUAGCUAUGAUGGUAACAUGGCUAAAGUAGCCACCGGUCACCGGAGAUUUGAAGGGUUUCGGAAGACCAUCAGCCCUGACAAAUACAAAUUUGUGAGAUUGAUCGACAAGCUGGACAAGGGUCUGAUACCAUGGGACGAAUUUGCAAGCAAAGUGCAAGAGUUGCAUAAGAACAGGACUGGGGCUCCGUCGCCCAGACACCCAGGGCGUUCCUCCAAACAUGAGGAGAACUUCUAUGCAAACCCUUUUCCCGGUUGCAUAUGUGAAAGGACACGAGAAAACGAAAGGCUUAAUGACCUAAGAUAGGGUAUGAUAAAAAUGUAAGCUAGCAAAUUUUUUUACUUCUUACAUUUGUAGAUUAACUUAACCAGUAAAGCUAGCACAAAGGUGUUGUUGUAUUGGCGUUUGAUCAAUGAUAAUUGCUCAAAGUAGGAUGAAGUCUUCCAGUAAAAACAACAGUUGCUUUUGGUAUAAACUAAAUCAUGGACACCAACCAAAUGAAUCAAAUGCUAGCCUAAACUACACAAUAGAUGUAAAGUAUUCCA